ACAGGGGCUUAUAAGAGCAAUGGACGGUAAAAGAUAUAUUUUUAAUAAAUCGAUGACACGAAGGGUUGGGCAGGGUGUUCUGCCGACCCCUCGACGUUUUAUCCUCCUCGGCACAUGGGAAUAUUAAAAUUUGGACUCCGGAAUAAUAACAACGUGCAGGCUAUAGCUAGCCAUGUUUCUUAAUAUUUUGUAGAGUUUUACUUUCCAAUAUAUUAAUUUAAACACAAAGAACAGCUUUAUGUGUCUAUUAUUAAAAUGCCACGUAAUGGUGAUGGUGUACGUUAAAGAUACUGUCCCGAAAUGACAUACGUCAUGAAAAAGAUAUUGAUACUACGACGACCAUACAAAACCGUAGCCCGCUACGUCAUUACAACAUGCUUAGUCGUUAGCUACGCCAAUGACCAAUACCUACAGACUUGUAGCUUGCUACGUAAAAGUUCAAGGGUGUAAUUUGUAUACGACAGUUUUAUACGUACUGCACCUAGACCUCGAGUUGAAGGUCGUUAAUCGGUACUAGUUAUUGGUUUUAGCAUCCUACUACAUUUAGUAUUUAAUAUAGGGUAUGUGCGAAAGCAUUCAAACAAAGGAACCUAUUCUACUAAAAGUUCCAAAAGCAUCUAUCAAAUAUGCAACUACGAAAUAAUCAUUAACAUAAAAGCAGGAACUUUUCUGAGGUAGCAGUAAUUACAUUCCUAGUUAUGACGAGAGGGGAGGCCGGGUACACAGUACGCAUGCGCGGAAGAACCGGUCAUGGCAACGCACAUUGAGGCUCCUUUACUUUAUGUAAUAAACUAGUACACUGAACAAAUUAUUAUAAAAAGUUUCAUUGAACAUUUGCCGUAUAAGAGAUAUGAAUGAGGACCACUUCGUUUUCCCUCGAGGUCCUGGCCUUACUCUUCCUCACGCUGAUCCCUUGGCCAGGGCCGUCAGUCUUCAAGAUCACGUGCUCUCGUGACAACUCCAAAAUCGUAAGAAAAGUCAUACAGAACAAAUGGCUUCCAGUGUUGGAGAGGUUUCAGGUGAAACUACCACUGGAGUGUCCGUUCCACCCCGCGCGAGACAUCUUUGCACCGCAGCACGCCGCCAAGCUGCAGCACCGGCCGUCGCAGUGGACGUGCGCCUACUGCGGCAAGUCCUUCUACGAGGAGAGGCAUCUAGACACGCACUUCGACCAUCGCCACAAGAACCAGAUUAACAAGGCGGAGGAUGCAGUGUGUCUGGCAGACUACUGCGACAUUAUGCGGUGCCAGGUGCUGGUCGCGCACGGCCUGCUCAGCGGUGCUGGCGGUCCGAGCACCGACAUAGAGGUUUGGCAGGAUGUAGAGGCUGUGAAGAAAGCGUUGGCCCCGGCAGCGCCGCGGAGCGUGGCGCGGGUGACGGCGCGGCGGCGGCAGCACCGGCCCCGCGCCGCACCGCCACCGCCCAUUGCCGACUGUCCCCGAACUGACCCGGACAGCGAAGAACCAGAGCCGGAAGAAAAAAGAACAGAAGACAGUGACGGGGAUGCCAACCAGACAGCUGAGCUUUGUGACGCUGAUACAGUUGAGUCCUCCCUGCCUCCUGACAGUCGGCAAAAGAGGCUCGCUGACUUGCAAGCUGAAAGAGCGGCUUGUGACCCUACACGCCUACAAACACUCAAGGUCCGCUGUGAAAGAAUUGUGCAUUCCUGCAUAGCAACGCUACUUCUACAUCUCACACAGCAUCAAUUCAAUGAACUUGAAGAGGAAAUGCAGCGCGCAGUAUGUUGGUACUUGAGCUGUGACCGCUACUGGGAGGACACGGCGCCCACUGCUCGCGCCUUCCCCUGGCCGCUGUUGCUGGCCCUCGCUACCGGCCUAGCGUUGGCACUCUGCAUGUGCUAUUAUAUCAUCUGGAUUGUGUUCGAUUCGGAAGAGGGCAGCGUGGCGGGCAGUGCGUCAGUUUCCAUGACGACACACUCGUCGCCGACGCGCGGGGAGCGGCUGGCGGCCGAGGAGGCCAUGUUAGAUGACCCCGACCACGACGACCACUACAUAUACGUCACGUACCCGCCGGAGCUCAAGCGCAGACUGCUCGAGAGCUGCUACAAUAGAACGACUCGCCUCUGAGAUCCGCAUCCAUGCCAUUGCGCCGCGCAUGCGUACUUUGUACCACUACAAUUAGAUUUAUAUUUAGACUUAGUGGCAACUUUAAGACAUUCUGAUUCAGAAAAAAAUUAAGACGCAUUCUGUUCUUUAUAUCAAUGCUAAUAAUAGAGAACUAUGACGUAAGACUUGACUUUGACUUAAGUAGGUAAGCGAAAUCUACAAGUUCAUCUUUAUUAAUUAGAAUUUCUUUUCUUUCUGUAUUCGAUUGAUAUAAGGAACAUAAUCGUUUAACUACAACUAAUUUUCACAAAAUUACAAACGUAGUCAUUAGAACUUAACUAAAAAGAGCCUUUUAUUUGAUAUUAUUGUGAUAUUGUUUUUUUUUAUAAGUACAUAUUAUUUUGUUUUUAGAGGUAGUUCGCUUAAAAACAAUUGGUGCCUAAACCUUUCCGUUUGAUAUUGUACCUACUUGUAAGUUUUUUCUCUUUAGGUAAUAUUAUGGCAUUAAAAGUACUGUACAUAACUAUGGAGCAUGGCUGACUCCUGCUCACACCGGAAUUACGAUUAGAGUAACUAAUAGGAAAUAUGUAUUGUAGCUUUCGUCAUACUGCAAAAAUGAUAAGGCCUAUGCAUAGCAAGGUAUUUUUCUACCGACUUUAAAACGAUUCUCUAAUCAUCGAUUUUUUUUUCUAUGGUCAUAUAAAACCUCUUAUUCUAUAUUCUGGUUGUGUCCUACGUAACACUUUGGUGUGACCAAGAGUCAGUUAUCUUAUUAAAGCAUAAUUACAAAUAGAAUUCAGCAAAUAAGAAAGAAUAUUUAUUUUAUACUAAUGCAUUUUAAAACCCCUAUGAAUACUAUGUAAUAUAAACUUAUGUAGAGGCUAGAAUUAUUUUGUAUUGAAUUUGCGCAAAAUUAUAUACCUAUCUUGGAAUCACCGUGUGACAAGUAAAAUUCUUCUUAGAUAAACGACAAAGAUUUUAUAGCGGUAAACAUGGAAAAAAUAAUGUUUACUUUUAAUAACCAUAUUGUAAAAUAGGAAUGAAUAGCUAUGAAUCUCGAGACCAUUACCUGUUGCUCAUUAAAAUAUAAAACCUUGUUUUAAUUUACGUAUAA
Molecule: messenger RNA, 3180 nt
Organism: Trichoplusia ni (cabbage looper)
Lineage: Eukaryota; Metazoa; Arthropoda; Insecta; Lepidoptera; Noctuidae
Exons: 10
Coding region: 855-2087 (410 amino acids)
Source: RefSeq, a predicted model, not a curated record